This is a messenger RNA of Nestor notabilis (Kea), 1155 nucleotides long. RefSeq names its product beta-taxilin-like. The transcript has 5 exons. The annotation marks the transcript as partial. Gene Ontology annotation, molecular function: syntaxin binding. Lineage: Eukaryota; Metazoa; Chordata; Aves; Psittaciformes; Psittacidae. The record is from RefSeq and is a predicted model, not a curated record.
CACCUUGAUAAAAUAUUUAAGCACAGAGAACUUCAACAGAAACUGGUGGAUGCCAAGUUGGAGCAGUCUCAGGAAAUGAUGAAGGAAGCCGAGGAGCGACAUCAGAAAGAAAAGGAAUAUCUCCUGAACCAAGCUGCAGAAUGGAAGCUCCAGGCCAAAAUGUUAAAGGAGCAAGAGACUGUCCUGCAGGCACAGAUCACUCUCUACUCUGAAAGGUUUGAAGAAUUUCAGAAAACAUUGACUAAAAGCAAUGAAGUGUUUGCCACAUUCAAACAGGAGAUGGAGAAAAUGACAAAGAAAAUGAAGAAGUUGGAAAAGGAUACUGCUACUUGGAAAUCCAGGUUUGAGAACUGUAACAGAGCGUUACUGGACAUGAUUGAAGAGAAAGCCAUGAGGACCAAGGAAUAUGAAUGCUUUGUGCUGAAAAUCCAGAGGCUGGAGAACCUUUGUCGGGCUCUGCAGGAAGAGAGGAAUGAAUUGUACAAAAAAAUAAAGCAAGCGCAGUUCCCUGAAGAAGUGAAUGGAAACGGCAUCUUAGAAGAAGAAGAUGACACCGAUAGAAGCCCUUCCUCUUCUGAGCAGGCAAGCAUUGAGCUACGCACUAAUGAUGAGAGGAUGCUGAAGGAGUUGGCUGAAGCCUUUAGGGUGUCCCACAAGGCAGAGGAGCCCGUCCCAAGCAACAGCAGCAGUCCAGAGACCAGUGAUGCUCAGACAUGUAAUGCCAUCCUGGUGCCAGAUCUCCUCUCUCCUCAUACCCCACAGUCAGAGGCUGGGAAUCACUGUGAGCAGCCCAGCACGAGCACACCAUCACCCACUGAAAAUAUGACAACACCCACUGAAAACAUGCCAAAGCCCACCAGAAGCAUGCCCGCACUCCUCGAAAGGGUGCCAGUACCCACAGAAAGUGCGCCAAUACCCCCCGAGAGUGUGCCAGUACCCACUGCGAACAUGCCAAAACCCACUGAAAGCAUGCCAGCAACCCCUGAAAACCUGCCAACACCCGCACAAAACAUGUCCCUUCCCCUUGGGAAUAUGCCAGUGCCCACAAUAAGUCCACCGAAAGCUGCAGAAUGUGUGGAUGACCCAGCAGAGCAGUCUGUCCGAGGUCAGUCCUCAGAGCAAACGGGGGACACAGACAUGGAAGCAGUGGAUUGA